ACAUCAGCGGCACUAGCCUCUUCCAGAAGUUUCCUUGCACGGGUCGCAGCUCGGCGGCAACUCGCGGACCCUCCUGUGCGCAUACGGUGUUUUAUGUCGGGUGGCCAAGUGGCGUGUUUUCUCCUCGUCUCGGUGGAGAGUAUAAAGUUGCUGCGGACUGUGACAAGUGGGGGAAGCUAACCUUGACAGUUAGCUAGCUCGGCUAUUGACCGCAGCCGUGGGACGUUAGCUGCGGCGGCGGCGGCGCCCGUUAACCCGGCCCACACACUGGACAUGCCGGACGUGUAGUUGGCACUGAAGACAAACUGAACCGUCCUCGCUGACCAUGAUUCUAUGAAGUGGAAGAAGAGCUGACCGGUCAUUGUAAUGGGUAAAGAUUACUACAAAGUGCUGGGAAUCGCCAAAGGUGCCUCAGAAGAUGAGAUAAAAAAGGCGUACAGAAAACAGGCCCUGCGCUAUCACCCCGACAAGAACAAGUCUCCCGGAGCAGAAGAUAAAUUCAAGGAGAUCGCCGAAGCCUACGAUGUCCUCAGCGAUUCCAAGAAAAGGGACAUUUAUGACCGCUUCGGGGAAGAAGGACUAAAGGGCUCGGCUGGUGGUGGAGGCGGCGGGCACAGCGGUCCAAGCUACAACUACACCUUCCACGGAGACCCUCAUGCGAUGUUCGCGGAGUUCUUCGGUGGCCGCAGCCCUUUCGAUCAUUUCUUCUCCCAGAAUGGGGAGGAUGAUAUGGACAUCGACCCCUUUGGACCAUUUGGCAUGGGAAGAAUGGGCGGCAUGGGUGGGUUUCACCGCUCCUUCAAAUCCCACCCAGGAGGCCCUCACAGAGCGCACGAGAAAAAGAAGGACCCGCCCGUCGUGCACGAGCUGAAGGUGAGCCUCGAGGAGGUCUUCUCAGGCUGCACCAAAAAGAUGAAGAUUUCCCGCAAGAGACUGAACCCGGACGGCUGCACCAUGCGUAAUGAAGACAAGAUUUUAACAGUCGACAUCAAGCGGGGCUGGAAGGAGGGGACCAAGAUCACCUUUCCUAAGGAGGGGGACGAAACCCCCACCAACAUUCCUGCAGAUGUGGUGUUUGUAGUUAAAGAUAAACCCCACCCGGUGUUCAGAAGAGAGGGCUCAGAUAUAAUUUAUCCCGCAAAAAUAUCACUCAGAGACGCGUUGUGUGGAUGCACGGUCAACGCCCCGACGCUGGACGGCCGGACCAUCACUGUGUCCUCCAGAGACGUUGUCAAACCUGGAAUGAAAAAGCGAAUCGCUGGAGAAGGGCUUCCUCUAUCCAAGUGCCCUGAGAAGAGGGGUGACAUGAUCUUGGACUUCACAGUCAAAUUUCCCGACAAACUGGGCCAAAGCACUCGAGACGCACUCAAGCAGGUCCUUCCACCAUGACGUGAAAUGCUGAAGGUUUGCCCAAAGACAUCUAACAAGCUUCCAGUGACGCUGUCCUGUGCAUUUCAACCUGGACGAUUGAGGCUCAGGGCAGAUUUGGUUCCAGCUUCUUAUCUUGUCAGUUUCAUGAGUGUCUUAAGACUUGGAAACUAAACAGCUGACUUUACGUUUAGUUUGUGCAUUCAGCUGAGGUUGAGUAACAGUGUUAAGUAACGGCGUGCCACAAGGUCAGAUUCAAGGAGGAAAAGUAAAUAUGAAAAGAUAGAAAGUAUAUAUUGUUUGUAUAUAGGUAAUCCUGAAAGGUGUCAAGUGAUGAUGUAGGUCAUGGUUUGGCUGCGAGAAGGAGAAACCGAAGUGUUAAAGUUAGUCAAAUUGCACCACUUGAAAAUAUAACGUAGUAAGUCAGAGUUUGGUUACAGAGCAGCAGGUUUAAGGUAGCACGCAGCCAGCGAAUUAAUACCUCAGGUGCAGUGACGCAUGCUUGAACAUAGCUACAACUACACUACUCAGCAGGACAUCAUUUUGGCAUUAGGCUUAAAUACAGUGUGAAUCCUGAGAGUGUUAAUAAGGAUGCACUGAUCUGAUCCACUGGUUUCAGCUCCAGUACUGACUUUAUGACGCGGCUCAACCAGAUGUGACCAAUCAGCAUUAAACACACCUUCUUUGUCAAUGUCAGUUCAGUGUUGCUGCACUCAUAAUCAGUUUUUAGGGCCGAAAUCUCGUAACCUAGAACAGUAUAAUAAAAAUAUGCGCAAAUGAUGAAAAUAAUGUAUUAAUAAAUAACAGAUGCUUAAACAUAAUGAUGAUGUAUGAAUGUCUCCAGUUCUAAUUAAGAAAAGAUAUGAAGUCACAGCUGUGUAACCGUAUUUAAGAAGUUUCCAGUGAGUUCCACGCAGCGAGGUAGCAUUACACGGAUUUAAUAUUCAGUAAAGCGAGAGCAGUGACCAGCACAGUUCAGUACUGGUCGAGUUUAUAUUUGAGUUUAGGUAUCAGGAGAUAAAUAAAUCAGAUUGGUGUGUCCCUGCCACAUAAUGUUUACUUUUACAAUGUCUUGUUAAUGUGGGAGUACACAGCUUAUUACUUGUGUAAAAUACUCGUGGGAAGACUUCUCGUGCCAAACAAUUGUCCCUCUGUAAUUAUAAUAUGUGUGUCUGCUGCUGACAGCAUGUGUGUAUCCUGUCAUGUGUGACUGGCAAACUACCAAAAUCUUUCGUAUCUUUUGAGUUUGCACAGCGUUCAGUGUGUAUGAUGCUUCAGUUCCUCCUCAUCUGACAUUGCUCCGUCUGUUUUGACUUUAAAAGUGGAGGCAGUGAGUUUCUUUCUUUCUUUUUACCCAGCGUGGUAUAAACCUGGUGCAUCUGUCUGGCACCAGGCUAAAUAUUGCAGAGCUUGAGAUAAGUUUAUGCUCCCUGACUUAAAGGCCUGCACAACAUGUUUUUGUUUUAUUUUUCUGUCUUAUUUCAUGCCCUCUCUUAUAGUUCAUACCUGGCAGCACUGACUCCAAGAUGUACAGUAUCUGGAAAUAUGUCGUUUCACACUUCAGUGGGAAACCACUGAACUCUGUGCCAUAUUCAGCUCUGUGCACCUUUGAUGCAGUGAUGAGAAAAGGUCGUGAAUCAGUUGGUUUAGUUUCACAUUUUCUGGUGUUGAUGUGACUUAAUCCUGCUCCUGCUGGAGUUUUACGUUUCUAAUUGACACAAACAUGUGGUUUAACAUGAACGUAGAGAUGUGUAAUCUCUGUAACGUCUAUCUUUUUUUGUUUAAAAAUAAGUUAUUUUUUUCUUGCAGACAUUUUCCUUUUUCAGGGAAAAGGGUGUAAGCAUCGUUUUGGUUUUGCUCCCGUUUAUGUUUUGAAAUUCCUCAGGUUUGGAUUCAAGAUAUUUUGAUUUUUAACUACAAAGCUUUUAUGAAUUGAUAAUGUGAAGUACAUUUUUUAAAUAGACAUUUCCUAUGCUGUGAUGAUUUCCAUUUCCACAUUGAAGAGACUGGCAAACAAAACUGGCAAAUAUCUAAUCAAUUAUGACCUACGAGUUUGACUUAUUGAGGACAUUUAUCAAUUAAAGAAUUG
Molecule: messenger RNA, 3457 nt
Organism: Chelmon rostratus (copperband butterflyfish)
Lineage: Eukaryota; Metazoa; Chordata; Actinopteri; Chaetodontiformes; Chaetodontidae
Gene: dnajb1a
Product: DnaJ heat shock protein family (Hsp40) member B1a
Exons: 3
Coding region: 367-1389 (340 amino acids)
Cellular component (GO): cytosol
Molecular function (GO): Hsp70 protein binding; transcription corepressor activity
Source: RefSeq, a predicted model, not a curated record